UAAGGUGUGUGUGGUUUGUGGGAUGUGCUGAAAUACCCAUGUAAGAUGACUCUGACGCUGAAUGAGCAAGCAGGCCGCUGCUGUACAGAGCAGACGUCUGGGGCGUAGGCUACAGGAAAGAGCCCCACUCUGGUGAACGAGCAUUUUCUUUAUGAACUUUUAAAACAUUAUAAAAUGAUGAGUCGAGUAACGGGGACGUCCACCCAGGACACGCUCAUUGAAAUGAGCGAGACCGCGUCACAAGGUGGUGAGGAAAACAACGGUUACUUUCCCAAUUCAGAGAGCGUGUCACUUCAGCCAACCAACACUAAGUCCUUAGAAAGUCUUUGUUCAGAGUGCUGUGGCUCUGUGUCUAAAAGCUCCAGUCACUCCUCAGUGUUUUUGUGUGAUAAGUGUGAACAAGAACACACUGAACCUGUCCAACAUCAUUCAAGCCUUGCAGGGAUCUGGAGGAAGAGAAGUCUGUUUCUGAAGUAUCGCUCCAGGGUGGAUAAACAUAAUCAGAGUAAAGACUCUAUAUACUUCCGAGAUGGCGUCCGGCAGAUAGAUUUUGUUCUCUCUUAUAUCGAUGAGAAAGACGGAGAAAGAAAACAGGAAAGAAGGAAACAGUAUGAAGCUAACCUGCAGAAGGCGGGGCUAGAGCUGGAGCUUGAAGACAAAUCGGAAUCUGAAGAUGGGAAGACUUAUUUCCUAAAGAUUCAUGUCCCAUGGGAGGUGUUGGCAACCUACGCUGAUGUUUUAAAGAUAAAAGUGCCUUUCAAAGUCAAUGACAUCCCUGAAAGUCGUGAGAUUCCUGUGUCCUGGCUGUUCACACCAUUCCGCCUGCCUGAUUCAGUCAUGAACCCUGAACCAGACUACUUCACCGCCCCCUUUGACAAGAGCAAGAUCGAUUUCUUCCUCAUUGAAAAUAAAAAUACCCUCUUCCCAAACUCCACACGCAACAGGAUAGUAUAUUACAUCCUCUCCCGUUGCCCUUACAAUAAAGAAGACAAACUUAACAAGGACAAGAGAGGCAUCAAGCGGCUGCUUAACAACGGAACGUACACAUCAGCCUUCCCUGUGCAUGAUUGCAGAUACUGGAAAAGGUCUGGAGACCCUAACUGUGAGAAUGAGCGAUAUAACCUGUACCAAUACUGGGCUCGUUUCUGUCGCUUCUACAAGGAGCAGCCACUCAAUCUUAUCCGGAGAUACUACGGGGAGAAGAUUGGGAUCUAUUUUGCUUGGCUGGGCUUCUACACUGAAAUGCUGUUCUAUGCUGCACUGGUUGGACUUAUCUGCUUUAUUUAUGGACUGGCAACCUAUGAUAAAGAAGUCUGGACUAAAGAAAUCUGUGAUGACAAAAUUGGUGGAGAGAUAAUCAUGUGCCCUCUCUGUGAUAAGAAAUGUGGCUAUUGGAAACUUAACAGCACCUGCAACUCCACGUGGCAAUCACAUCUCUUUGACAAUACAGCUACAGUGUUUUUCGCUAUAUUUAUGGGUAUCUGGGUGACUCUGUUCCUGGAGUUUUGGAAGCGGAGACAAGCCAGGCUGGAGUAUGAGUGGGACCUGGUGGACUUUGAGGAGGAGCAGCAACGGCUGCAACUUAGGCCUGAGUAUGAGACCAAAUGCACCGGUCAGCGUGUUAAUCGUGUCACACAGGAGUUGGAGUGGGUUCUAGACCAGACAGUAGGUGAUUUUUUAGGCAAGGUCAUCUUUUGCUGGGCCACUGUGGUCCUAUGGAUCUCACUAAUCAUAGCAAGUAUAAUCGGGGUGAUAGCAUAUCGGCUGGCUGUGUUUGCUGCUCUGGCUAGCAUUAUGAAAGACAGCCCGACCAAUAAGCUGGAAGUGGUGGGCUCACUAAUCACCCCACAGCUGGCCACAUCUGUCACAGCUUCUUGCAUCAACUUCGUGAUUAUCAUGAUACUUAACUUCCUGUAUGAGCGUGUGGCCAUAUGGAUUACAGACAUGGAAGUCCCAAAAACACAUCUCGAAUAUGAAAACAAACUGACCAUCAAGAUGUUCCUCUUCCAGUUUGUUAACUACUAUUCCUCCUGCUUCUACGUGGCCUUCUUUAAAGGAAAGUUUGUGGGCUACCCUGGCAAAUACGCAUACAUGUUCAAUGAGUGGAGCGGGUUGAGGAAUGAGGAGUGUGACCCUGGUGGUUGCUUGAUUGAGCUGACGACUCAGCUUGUGAUAGUGAUGGCUGGUAAACAAGUGUGGGGAAAUAUCCAGGAGGCUUUACUUCCCUGGUUGCAGAACUGGUGGAGCAGCAGGAGUGCUCGCAGCCAUCCGGAGAGUCUGUACAGCCGUUGGGAGCAGGAUUAUGAUCUGCAGAACUUCAGUCAGUUUGGGCUAUUCUAUGAGUACCUGGAAAUGGUGAUCCAGUUUGGUUUUAUUACAUUGUUUGUGGCCUCCUUUCCAUUGGCUCCUCUCUUGGCUCUGAUCAAUAAUAUUCUUGAGGUGCGUGUGGAUUCAUGGAAGUUAACCACACAGUUCCGCAGACCUGUAGCAGCUAAAGCUCACAGCAUCGGUGCCUGGGAAGAGAUCCUGAAUAUGAUUGCCGUCUUCUCCGUAGUAACUAAUGCAUUCAUUGUGGCCUUUACUUCUGAUAUGAUUCCUCGGCUGGUGUAUCUAUACGCAUAUCAAACAGGCACUGAACAGAGUAUGCAUGGCUACAUCAGCAAUAGUCUAUCCGUCUUCAACAUCUCGCAGAUCCCACCUAAAAACAGACCUGACGAUAAUGAGAAUCCUGCCUGGUUCAACAGCUCUGUGAUUUUCACUUGCAGGUACCGAGAUUACCGUUACCCCCCAGGGCAUGAGUACGAGUACUCCCACACCAUGCAGUUCUGGCAUAUCCUGGCAGCCAAAAUGGCUUUUAUUAUUAUAAUGGAGCAUGUUGUGUAUGUGGUGAAGUUCUUUGUGGCAUGGCUGAUUCCGGAUGUGCCGUCUGAUGUAAAGGCUCGUAUAAAGCGGGAACGUUACCUAGUCCAGGAGUACCUGCACAACUAUGAGGUGGAGAAGCUUAAAGUGCAGCUGGCUCAGAAUGGAAAUGGAGGCCAGUGCAUCUGCCCUGAAAUAACUGCAACUGCGAAACAUGAGGUGCUGUCUGAAUGCCUAACCUAGCCUGAGGCACAUCCCAGUUUCCCUCACAGCAAACUCAUUAAAAAGUUAUUAGCCACUUACCUCACUCUUGGCAACAAACUCUUCCAGCUCUUAAUUAGGAUCAGCUCCAUUCUGCUUAUAUUCAUUUGGACAUCAAGAUCCUGUACCAGGUUCUAAAUUAGCUCUCUUACUCUAAGAAGGUUGAUACACAAAAUGUGGCAAUUUUAUUCUGUGAACCAUGGAGCUGGCCAUGUUUUUCUUACAUUGCAUGCUGUUGCCUCUUUCCUCACUCGGUUUAAAUUAAUUUUUAAUUUCAUUUAGAAAUGACAUUUUUAAUUUCGUAUGAGAUUUGUUUCUGUUUAAAUUCAGAUACAGGACUAAAAAUUUUAUGCAUCCAAAUACAAAAUGCCUUAUUAACACUCCUGUCCUAGUGUGCAUUACUCUUCCUUCUUUCUUCUGCCUUCUGAUAAGAUGUGUCUAAGGAACUCAACGGUCUAUGAAGAUAGAAAUUUAAAAUGGAAAAAAAAAUCUAUUGUAUAAAAUUGUUUUUAUUUAUUCCAAAUUUUAGUCUUGACUUACUCUCACCAUCUGUAUGUUUUAUAUUUUGCUAUUUUACAAAAAGCUCGUUUCAAAUUAGAUGUCAAAGCACUAAUCACCUAGUAUUUUCACCAUUCAACCACCAUGCAGUUAUCACACUUCUAUGCAAAUCAAAUUAGAUGCAACUUCUCAAGACUGUUAGAAAAACUUUAAGUGCUUAUAUGCCAAUAUGCACCAUAUGUUCUGUUAUGUUUCUGCAGUCAGCUGAUGUCACCAAAGCAGUCAAAGAUAGCUGAAGGCAAUCAGUGUGUCUUAUAAGCCAAAUUCUGUCAGUCAGUGCCUGCUAUUUAAAACUGAAGUGUUAGGAUAAUGAAGAGUAAGCGACUUUUAAUGCAUGACUGAAAGAGCAGACUUGGCCAUGCUAAUGGCUUUUAAUGUGCCUUUAUUUAUCUAUAUGUUUAUUCCUGUGAAAAAAUGUCCAGCUGUAGCUGUGGGGACACUGUCAUUUUGUUUGUUCCAUUUUUUGUUCAUUUUAUCGGUGAGGAAAUGUUUUGAGUUUUUGCACAGAGCACUUAUGUACUGAAGGAAUCCGUACGAGAUUAUCGUAUUUACACUACAGUAUCAAUGUUGUUCUAAUUAAAAUGGUGUCUGAUAGAUUAGAUCAUGUGAAUCAAUGUAAAUGCUUUGACAACUUCACCUUGCAUUGUAGCACAAUAAAUACAUUUUUGCUAAGAGUAAAGAUUUUCUUUUUAUUAACAAAAGCAGAUGAUGAUUGCCAGUACACUUCCUUUUGCAAUAUACAUAUACAGAGACAAAUAAUCAUGUAUCCUGUUCUAGUUUUACUAUUUUGAAUUCAUGACAUGAUUUCUGAAGAUGUAACUAUUUUGUUUAUUUGUUAUUGAAUUAUGACUGUCAGGACCUUUUAAUGCAGGAAGCACCUAAACUAUGGCACCAAAGCUAUGCUUUUCUAUCACUAUGCAGGCUUUAACUUUAAAUUGUCUAAUUUCAAUAAAUAUUCUGUAUCACAAAAAAGUCACAUUCUAAUCCAUUUUGUUAUUUGAUCAUAGCUUAUCUUUUUUGACUGACAGCUUGAGAUUAUUUUAGGGCAUCACAUGUAUCAUGUACUGCAUAGAUUAUAUAAUGCUGGUUCUGAAGCAGUUAUCAAAAUGUUAUUGGUUCUGCAUAAAUGAAUGAAUAUUGUUUUAAAUAAAACACAAAUUACAUUUUUAAUACUU
This is a messenger RNA of Tachysurus fulvidraco (yellow catfish), 4853 nucleotides long. It is a transcript of the gene ano5a, whose product is annotated as anoctamin 5a. The record is from RefSeq and is a predicted model, not a curated record. Gene Ontology annotation, molecular function: protein dimerization activity; chloride channel activity. NCBI's taxonomy places the organism in Eukaryota, Metazoa, Chordata, Actinopteri, Siluriformes, Bagridae. Gene Ontology annotation, cellular component: plasma membrane. Bases 175 to 3102 code for a protein of 975 amino acids. The transcript is spliced from 22 exons. Gene Ontology annotation, biological process: chloride transmembrane transport.